Molecule: messenger RNA, 908 nt
Organism: Lucilia cuprina (Australian sheep blowfly)
Lineage: Eukaryota; Metazoa; Arthropoda; Insecta; Diptera; Calliphoridae
Exons: 2
Coding region: 489-818 (109 amino acids)
Source: RefSeq, a predicted model, not a curated record
UCACAAAAAUAAAUUUUGUUUUUGGAAAAUUUUUAAAAAUCUUAUUUUCUAUAAAAAACAAAUACAUAAAAUUUUAAUAAAAAUUAUAACUUCUGGAAAAAAAACUACACAAUAUUAGUAAAAAAACUGAUUAAUUAUAAUCAGCUACAAACUCUGGUUAAGUCCCAAUUUCUUAAAGCAUAGUUAUUAUUAUUAUUAUUUAUGUAAUAAUAUUUAAAUAUGUUAAUUACUAAAACUUUUACCAAGACUUUGCGGAAAUGGGUGUAAAUUUAAAAUUAUUUUAAACUUAUAAUUAAGUAAAUUCUUUUCAUAUUUUCUUUAAAUAUUCUAAUAAAUGACAAUAAAUAAAAAGAAAACAAAACUAUUUACUCCUCCAAACACUAUGACAAAAAAUAGUCUUCUAUUUAUUUCGAAAAAAACAACAAAACUAAAAUUAAAAAUAUUGUUUCUCUCACUUUUUCUUUAAUUUUCUAUUUUCUUUUGCAGUUAUGCAACACGUCCGUAAUUGUGGCCCCCAAUUGUUUAUCAUCAGCCGCAAGGGGGGCACAUUACUGGCCAUUAAUGAUUUUAUUUAUAGAUCCAAUUUGAAAAGAUUUGGUCCCAUGGGUGAUAAGGUUUACUGGGAAUGUAUUCACAAUCGUUCGAAAAAAUGUCGCAGUCGUUUGAAAACUAUUGGCGAUGAUUUGUAUGUGACCAAUGAUAUACACAAUCAUUCCGGUGAUGGUCAACGCAUUGAGUUGGCCAGAAGAUCGGGUAUGUUGAUCUAUAAAAAGUUUAGUGCAAUUGGUUUAAUACCAAAUAAACCACCUUUUCAAUGAGUAUUAUUUCUUAUGUUUAUUCAAAUGUUAUCAAUGUAAAUAGUCAUACAAUUUACGAAAAGUUUUUGUAUUUUAGUAAACAUGUAAAAA